Messenger RNA from Cygnus atratus (black swan), 2388 nucleotides. RefSeq names its product scavenger receptor cysteine-rich domain-containing protein SCART1-like. Gene Ontology annotation, cellular component: membrane. The coding region runs from base 1 to 2388 and encodes 795 amino acids. The transcript is spliced from 10 exons. The record is from RefSeq and is a predicted model, not a curated record. Lineage: Eukaryota; Metazoa; Chordata; Aves; Anseriformes; Anatidae.
AUGGAAGUGCCAGAGGGCUCUGGGAACUCACAGGUCUCCUUGGUUGCUCCAGGAUUUGUCCGGCUGGUCGGAGGGGACAGCCCCUGCUCAGGAAGUGUGGAGGUCUACGACAGGGACCAGUGGAAAGCUGUCUGUGACUCCCACUUUGGUGCCAAAGCUGCCGAGGUGGUCUGCAGGGAGCUGCAGUGCGGCACAGCCCUGUCCGUGCAUGGGGCAGCUCACGUGGGAGAAGGGGCUGGUUCCCUCUGGGACAGAGAGCUGCAGUGUGUGGGGAAUGAAUCCACCAUCCUCUUCUGCCCCUGGGGGGCCCCCAGGGAUCAGCCCUGCACGCACGGCAAUGGCACUCAUGUCACCUGCACACAGUACACAGGGUUCAGGCUGGUGAACGGCAGCACAGCGUGUGCGGGCAGGGUGGAGGUCGAGGUACUGGGGACGUGGGGGACCCUCUGUGCCUCCCGCUGGGACCUCUCGGACGCCCACGUUCUCUGUCGGCACCUCGGCUGUGGCUUUGCUGAGUCCAUUCCUGGAGGAGGGCAUUUUGGGAGAGCAACCGGCCCCGUCUGGAGAGACUCGUUCCACUGUGACGGGACUGAAGCCCACCUGGGGCAGUGCCCGGUGACUGCCCUGGGGGCCUCGCCGUGCUCCCACGAGAACGCUGCUGCUGUCAUUUGCUCAGGGCUGGCUCGCCCCAUGUCCCUGCGGCUGGUGGGCGGAGGGAGCCGGUGCGACGGGCGCGUGGAGGUCUUCCAGCACGGGAUGUGGGGCAGAGUCCUGGAUGAGCAGUGGGACAUGCAGGAGGCCAGCGUGGUGUGCCGGCAGCUGCAGUGUGGAGAGGCAGAGGCAGCCUACACCCCUGUGAGAGCCGAGCGAGGGCUGGGCCCCGUGGGGCUGCGCGGGGUGCGGUGCACAGGGCAUGAGAACAACCUGAGCCUCUGCAACACCUCCCUGCCUGAGAGCGCAAUGGCAACAGGGAUCGCAGAGGACGUGGGGACCGUGUGCCAGAGGAGCCGGCGGGUCCGGCUGGCGGACGGGGCCGGGCGCUGUGCCGGGAGAGUGGAGAUCUACUACCAGGGGCGCUGGGGCACCGUCUGCGACGAUGCCUGGGACCUGGCCGACGCCGCUGUUGUUUGCCGCCAGCUGGGCUGCGGAGGGGCCGUGGAGGCAGCUGGUUCUGCUCGGUUUGGGGAGGGCUCCGGGCAGAUCUGGCUGGACGGCGUCAACUGCUCCGGGGCCGAAGCUGCUCUCUGGGACUGCCCUGCCAAGGCCUGGGGGCAGCACGACUGCGGGCACAAAGAGGACGCAGGAGUCAUCUGCUCAGAGUUCAUGGCCCUGAGGCUGGAGAACAGUGACGGCUGCUCUGGGCGCCUGCAGGUUUUCUACAAUGGGACGUGGGGCAGCGUUUGCUCCAACUCGAUGACUACCAAGACGGUAUCACUGGUGUGCAAAGAGCUGGGCUGUGGGAAUGAAGGGAACCAGGAAACAACCUCAAUCUAUGCCAAGCUGCCUGGCACCGCGUGGCUGGAUCAUGUGGAGUGUGGGAAGAGCAACAGCUCCUUCUGGCAGUGUCCCUCUGAUCCCUGGCAUCCGCAGUCGUGUGAUGACCUCCGAGACGAGGCCCACAUCACCUGCAAUGGUAAAUCUGAGCCUGCAUGCCCCAACUCCACGAGGUGCACAGACAGGGAGAAGAUCCGCGCUGUGGGAGGCAAGGACGGCUGCUCGGGCAGAGUGGAGGUCUGGCACCGUGGCGCCUGGGGGACGCUGUGUGACAAUGCCUGGGACAUGCAGGACGCUGAGGUGGCAUGCAGGCAGCUGGGCUGUGGCCCCGCGGUCUAUGCCCUGGGCCAGGCUGCCUUUGGAGAGGGGACGGGCCCCAUCUGGCUGAUGGAGUGCAGGGGGACGGAGCUGUCUCUGCAGGACUGCUGGGCCCAGCCAGGGGACAGCGGUGCCUGCCAGCAUAAGAAAGAUGCGGCUGUGCAUUGCUCAGAUCCCCCUCGGGGCCCCCUGACCACCACCAGCGGGAGACUCUCGGUGCCUGUCAUCAUCUGCAUCAUCCUGGGGGCCCUCCUCUGCCUGCUCCUGGCCCUCCUGGCUGGGCAGGUGCGAAGCGCCAGGGCUCGGCACAGAGAUGACCCUGUCCUGCCUGGAGGUGACCCAGCGGAUGGCUACGACGAUGCCGGGGAGGUUUCUGACCCUGGGGAGGAUCCUGUCCCUGGGCAGGGGGACUGGGAUGUGUCUGGGAUUCCAGAGGAGGGAGAUGGGCCCAGGGAUGCAGCCACAGAUGAUACCCCUUCCCUCCAGCAUGUCAACCUCACCACACUGCUUGCUGUCAUCAGCAAAUUUGCUGAGGGUGCACUUGACCACUGCCACAUGUCACCAACAAAGAUGUGA